GAGGAGGCCGAGCAGAAGCGUCGGCUGGAUGCUGCCAUUGCAGCCGCGCGAGAGGAAGAUGCGAGGAGACAGGAACGUGAGGAGGAAAUGUUAAACGACGGGCAGGAUAGAGCUCGAGAAGACGAAGGUGUCCAGCUGGAUGAGGACGAUUCGCAAGAAGUGUCUCCGGCUGAGUGCAUCGCUGAGCAGCACAUUGUGAACGCCUGGCGCCGGACGCAGGAACAACAAGUGCGCAAGGAACUCAUGGCGCAGGAGGUGGAGGAGGAGGGCGCGUCCAUGUCAAAGCAAAUGUCAAAGCAAAUGUCAAUGCAAAUCGAUGUGAACAUCAGUGACAUCCAGGGGCCUUUGAGGACCAUCAAGGCGGAGAGGAGUUGGUUAGUCGCCGACAUCAAAAAGAUCCUAGAACGUACGGAGAAGAUACACCGUGGGCGACAGCGGCUCUUGCUAGGGGAUGGUGACGUGGAUGAUCUUCAACCCUUGAUGAACUUGGCCCAUUCUGGGCCAUUGAAUUUCGUUUUGGUAGUGUGUAUGGACAAGCAUUACAGGAUAGACCUCUUUAUGGAGGCGUUCCAGGUUAGCUGGCGUGUCCUGCAAUUUGCGUCUGCAUCCAUCCGUGCGAACCCAAAGAUCAUCAAACUGGCUCUGCAGAAGGACUGGCAUUCGCUUGCUUUUGCUGCUCCAUCCCUUCGAACUGACUAUCGAAUGGCAAGGCUUGCUGUGAAACGAAGCGGCUUGGCCUUGGAGGUUCUUACACCAGAGAUGCGCAAUGAUCGACCCUUGGUGCUGAUGGCCGUGCAACAGGACUGCAAGGGCUCCUCCUUGCUAGACUGGCAGUGCAACUUCUUCUUAAGCCUCCGCACAACUCUACUUUGCAGUAAAUACUUGCUGUUGCAGAAGUUGAAGGGUGACUCCGCUAUACACUCAGCUAGGACUGGCAAGCCUUGAAGUUUGCAUCGCUGCGUCUCAGGGGAGAUCCAGGUGUUGUUAUGGAAGCUGUGAGGCAAAGCAUCGGAGCAUUGGAGUUUGCGUCUCAAAAGCUUCGGGGUGAUCGCUCUCUCAUGCUUUUGGCAGUCAAGAGAGACGGUGGCGCGCUGCGUUUUGCGUCCUCGAAGUUGCAGGCUGAUGUGGAUUUGGUCAUCGAGGCUUUGCGGCAAGACGGCAAAGCCAUCGUGCACGCAGCACCAGAGGUGCGGGCAGAUCCUAAACUUCACGCUGCGAUGAAAGGAAACUCUGAGGUCUUGCGCUUCUUGGGCUUCGACAGCAGAGACCGCCUCAGCACUGAACAGGAACUCUUUGACGCGUACAUGGGAAGUUGGACUUCGCCAUACGACGAUGCUACGAUCGCCGCGGUCUUGCGGCGCCAUCGAUAGCUCACGGGGACCUACUGGCGCUCACAUGUGCACCAAAGUGUGCUGACGGAGCGCUGUGCUCGAGCCAAAA
Molecule: messenger RNA, 1440 nt
Organism: Cladocopium goreaui
Lineage: Eukaryota; Dinophyceae; Suessiales; Symbiodiniaceae
Source: the annotation of a GenBank genome assembly